AAAAAUACCACGAACAAUUUUUCUAGAUAAAAAAAACGUAUCUUAGAAGGACACACAGCAGAAAAGUCCUGCGUGUAUUUAUUGUAAGAUUUUCAGGUAGGUGGAGAGAUAAGUAAUACUAUCAUGUCCUCCAUGAAUACGUUUGGAAGGAUUUCAGUAUGUGGAGCUAUAUCUGCAUCUAAUGAGAAAAGUACCCCAAAAGCAUCCAUUGUUCAGUUGCUGUUAGUGGGGCAUGAGUUAAAAAUGAGAGGCUUCCUAGUCAACAGAUGGAUAAAGAGAUGGUUUGAAGGUAUCGAACAAAACAAAACUUGGAUACAAGAAGGAAAGUUAAAAUAUCGCGAGACUGUGACAGAGGGUUUUGAAAACAUGCCUAAAGCCUUCAUUGAUAUGUUUAAUGGCGUAAAUUUCGGAAAAGCUAUUGUCAAAGUCUAAUGACAGUUAACUUUUUUAAAUAAAUUACAAAAAAAUUA
Messenger RNA from Anoplophora glabripennis (Asian longhorned beetle), 470 nucleotides. RefSeq names its product putative NADP-dependent oxidoreductase YfmJ. The transcript has 2 exons. The record is from RefSeq and is a predicted model, not a curated record. The coding region runs from base 124 to 432 and encodes 102 amino acids. Gene Ontology annotation, molecular function: 15-oxoprostaglandin 13-reductase [NAD(P)+] activity. Gene Ontology annotation, biological process: prostaglandin metabolic process. NCBI's taxonomy places the organism in Eukaryota, Metazoa, Arthropoda, Insecta, Coleoptera, Cerambycidae.